AUGGAUGAUACGUUAUUGGCAUGCAUUUUGGAUGAAGAUGAUCCAGUCUCGUACGAUGAAGCUAUGUCGAGCGAAAACAAAGCAAAAUGGACAGAAGCCGUCGAAAGUGCGAUCAAAGCUCUUGAAGAAAAUGAUACAUGGAUAGUGGAGAAGAAUCCCAACAACGCUGAAGUGAUAGACUCCAAAUGGGUAUUCAAAGGAAAAAAGGAUGAAGCAGGAAAUAUAUCAAAAUUCAAAGCCAGGCUUGUCGCUAGAGGUUUCAAACAUAGUGAAGCUGCAAAUGUUCUGACAGCUUUGGAAGUAUCUGAAGCAAAUUACGACAAAGCGUGGGAUCUCCUCUGCGAGCGUUACGAAAACAAAAGAGUCAUCAUUCAAACACAUUUAAAUUCAAUUUCUGAUAUUCAAAACAUUCAAAAAGAAUCUCACAUUCUACUCAGAAGCAUUAUUGAUACUGUCAAUCAACAUCUCAGAAGUCUUGAGUCUUUGGGAUUACCUGUGGACAAAUGGGACACCAUAAUCAUUCAUUUACUCGGUGUACCACAGCGUAUAAAGGAGGUCAGAAAACUCAACGCAUGUAACAACUGCUUACGUAAGGGACACUCAGCAAGAGAUUGCAAAAAUCAACACUCUUGCAAAAAAUGUUCAUUAAGACACAAUACUUUAUUACAUUUAGAAAAAGAAAAAUCUUCUACUGAACACAACUUAGCACCUUCUCAAAAUAACGAAACUAGUAAUUUACAAUCUGUUUCUAAUAUUUCACAAUCAACUCUCACUGCUUGCUCUGCGGAAUAUACACAUAGUGAUUCAUAUGUUAUGCUGCCUACAGCAAUCGUACUUAUUUUUGAUAAAUACGGUAAUUCUCAUGAAUGUCGAGCUAUUCUCGAUAACUGUUCUCAAUCAAAUUUCAUCACUGAAAAAUUAUUCAAAAUCUUACAACUUCCUACAUCAAACGUUACACAUUCAGUUGAAGGUUUCGGUUCGAACAUAACAUCCGUACUUCAUAAAACAUGGGCUACUUUGAAGUCAAAAACAAACUCUUAUAUUCUAAAAGAUGUACCUUUUUUGAUAUCCAAUAAAAUUACAAAGGAUUUACCCGCUAUUUCAGUCAACUUGGACAAUCUCAAAAUUCCACCCAACGUUGUUUUGGCGGAUGAAAGGUUCAAUGAGACUGGUCCAAUUGAUUUACUCAUUGGAGCUUCUAUUUUUUGGGAUCUAAUUUCUAUUGGACGCAUAAAUCUACCGGGUCAUCAUGCAAUUUUACAAAAAACAAAACUUGGUUGGAUAUUUUCCGGGCCUCUACCCAUAUCACAUGAAAUCAAUUCAGAAUCAAUUUGCAAUGUAACAUUACAAAAUAACAAUAUUCAUGACUUGCUAGAGCGCUUUUGGAAAAUUGAAGAACAGCCAGCGAAAAUUCAAUAUUCCCCAGAGGAAGCAGAAGGUGAAAAACAUUUUGUAGAUACUACAACACGCGAUGAAACAGGCAGAUUUGUUGUCAGUUUGCCUACAAAAGAAAACAUAAACCAGCUUGGCGAAUCUUUCGACCUCGCUCUAAAAAGGUUCUAUGCCGUUGAGAGAAAACUUUUGAAAAAUCCUCAGUUCAAGGAACAAUAUGUCUCAUUCAUGAAUGAAUACGAAAAGCUCGGACACAUGACCAAAAUAAAUACUUCAAAUGAUUCAACUCAAGAUACAAUCUUCUAUUUACCCCAUCAUGGAGUAAUGAAGAUGUCCAGCGCUACGACAAAACUUCGCGUUGUCUUCGACGGUUCAGCGAAAACUUCCAGCGGCAUCUCAUUGAAUGAUGUUUUAAUGGUCGGUCCUACAAUCCAGGACGAUUUAUUUACAAUAGUAAUCAGAUUUCGUAGUUAUAAGUACGUCGUCACUGCUGAUAUAGAAAAAAUGUAUAGAAUGGUAAAAAUACGAUCUGAUCAGCGUGACUUACAACGGAUAUUAUGGCGUUCUGACCCAUCUCAAUCACUCAAUCAUUUUCAAUUAAACACAGUCACGUACGGAACUGCUAGCGCAUCAUUUCUUGCUAUUAGAGCUUUAUUACAAGUUGCCAAAGAGAAUGAAUCAAAAUUUCCCAAAGCUAGUGAAGUCAUCAAAUCCAGUUUUUAUGUGGAUGACUUGCUAACCGGCUUUAAUUGCAUUGAAGAUGGUAAGCAAGUUUUAUCAGAACUAGUGCAUAUCUUAAGCUCCGCUGGUUUCAAUCUCAGAAAAUUCGUUUCAAAUAAUAGCGAAAUUUUAGAACAUAUCACCCAAGCGUUUCUUUAA
This is a messenger RNA of Harmonia axyridis, 2271 nucleotides long. RefSeq lists its product as uncharacterized. The coding region runs from base 1 to 2271 and encodes 756 amino acids. NCBI's taxonomy places the organism in Eukaryota, Metazoa, Arthropoda, Insecta, Coleoptera, Coccinellidae. The record is from RefSeq and is a predicted model, not a curated record. Gene Ontology annotation, molecular function: zinc ion binding; nucleic acid binding. The transcript is spliced from 3 exons.